UGAGGCAUGCGCUGAGGUUCGCACUCUGCCUGGACCGCACACACACCUUCUUGCCAAACCUGUAAGAGAAACCCGUGGGGAUAUUACAGCGUGACGGUAGUUGUGUAUUUUGAACUUGGCGGGUGAGGCGGUGUGGGAAACAUUCAACAACCGCUGGCAGCUCCAAGCUCUGCCGCUCAAGGUAGCCAUUGUCGAGAAUUUGCUAUAAUAUCGCAGGCCAUCGGCCGCAGGACCAGCUCGUAGUGCCACGGGAUAUACUUAGUGCAGUGACUAGUGCGUCAACGGGUGCUUAUGUGGUCUCUGGUGGAAUUACACGGAGAUAAUUGUAAAAAAUCUCCCUAAUCGUAGGGUCAUCUCUAUGGGGACUCUAGUCCUCCUCUGAAAUUGAGAUGCAGAGUCACAACCAGAAGAAACAGCAGUACGUGACGCCGCCCAGUCGGUAUCAUCCUGGUAAACCAUUUUCUGCAUUUUUUCACCAGCCGCCAGGUGAUGUGGGUGGAUUCAGUGGUGGGCCGGGUGGGGCUACUGGAGCGCAGCUAAGACUCAACCAGUACUCACCCCACCCACCUCCAUCUAGUGCCCAGCAGCCUCAACCAGGACCUCCACAGCUUCGCACACAAUCACAACCUCCAUCCCACAAUCCACACAACGCAGCAGCUGCGCCUCAAGUCCCACACUCACAGCAUCACACACACACUCAUGCUACAUUAACACAGCACACACAACAUCAUCAAGUAUUACAGAGUGGAGGAGUAGGUGGACACAGUAGUGGUGGAGUGGGCACAGGUGUGGGUCAGGUUGGAGUCCCACCUGGGCCCAGUCCUGCACCCCCGGGGCCGCCACACGACCUCAGUUCACAGUCCCUCCCUCCAGGAUCAUCGCCACAAAUACAACAGGGUUCGGGAGGGAGUUUACCAGUGGCCUCAGCACACGGCAUGAUGUACUCUUCCAGCUCUCAGAACCAGCCCCAGGGACCACAACCAAAUGCUCAGGGUCAGUUCUUCCCUCAUCCUGGAGGACCCAACCCCCCUCCUCACUUGCACUCCAGUGGUCAACCACGGCAAGUCAUUUCACAUUCGCAACAUAUGCAAAAUUAUCCUUCUGUAAUGACGGCACCUAUGCAGUUUUUUCCGUCUGCACAUGCUCCGAGUAAUGUAGUUUACCAGAUUACCCCGAAUGGGAUACGUCAAAUCCUGAAUGGCGUGCCGGCUGGUAGAGGACGAUGGAUGUCUAACCGGACAUCUCACCCAUCUGAUAUAGAGUUCCAGACCAUGGGUCCUCAUCGUCAGCCAACACCCCACACGCAACCUGGGCAGUUUCACCCUGCUCAGAUACCACAGCCUCAUCCACAGGGUCACUACCCGACUAUACAAUACCACCAAAAUCCGGGAGGUAAGCACGAGGCUACUUCCACCCUCCAAUACCGGCAGCUUCAGGGAGGUAAGCAUUUGUAUUAUCCACCACCUACACAACAGCCGCAGUUAAAACCCGUGAUGACUCAGGCCCCGCAGAGAGAGCGUAAAACUCUUGCUAUAGUAGAUCCCAGUACUGGCAAGAAUAUAUUAGAUGACAUGAAUAAUGAGAAGCCAGACAAAACUCCAACUCCACCUCAAUCAUCAGAAUCUAGCGCCAGCAAUACACCAGCACCUAGUGGAACACCCCCAACAAAAACAGAAUCUGCUGUUAUAGCAGCUCAAUUUGCAGCAGAUGUAGCGAAAAAAGCAGCGGAAAAGGACGUCAUGGAUAUAGAUACAACUGAAAGUGUAGUUAGGACUAAUAAACCAUGUGACAAUAGCACUAGUGUUGUAAUAAUUAGUGAUAGUAGAGAAAGUAAAGACAAAUUAAAUAAUAGCAUAGCAAAUACAAUAGAGUCAGUGAAUAGCAACAUAGUGGAGAGUGGUAUUGUGAAGACAGUUCCUGAAUCAGUGGAGGUUAUUAAGCCUCAGCCUAAGCAGCCACAACAAGACUCUCAUCAGAUAUUGCAACAGUUUACUCAUCAGGUGCCACAACAUUUGCCUCAGCAGUUGUCACAGCAGUCCCUACAAUUACCACAACAACCGAUUCAGCCAUCUUUACAGCAGUUGGCACAACAGCAAUCUGUGCAACCAUCUAUGCAGCAAUUAUCACAGCACUCAGUUCUUCAGAUGCCACAGCAGCAACAGCCACCACAGCAUCAGUUGCCACAGCAGCAACAGCCACCACAGCAGCAACAGCCACCACAGCAUCAGUUACCACAGCUGCAACAACCACCACAGCAGCAGCCACCACAGCAUCACUUGGCACAACAGCAGCCACCACAGCAUCAUUUGGCACAACAGCAGCCACCACAGCAUCACUUGGCACAGCAGCAGCCACCACAGCAUCAGUUGCUGCAUCAGUUACCUCAGCAGGUACCACAGCCAAUGCCACAGCAGACACCACAGCAUCAGUUGCUACAACAGGCACCACAGCAUCAGUUGCCACAGCAGCCACAACAGCAACAGCAUCAGUUGCCCCAGGAACUGCCACUGCAGCAUCAGCUGCCCCAGCAGCCACCACCUCAGCAUCAGCUGCCACAGCCACUUGCUCAGCAUCAACCACCACAGCCACCUGCUCAGCAUCAGCCGCCACAGCUGCCCCCUCAGCAUCAAACACCACAGCUGCCUGUUCAGCAUCAGCAGACGCAGCAACCUGCUCAGCAGCAGCUGCCGACACAGCAGACCACUCAGCAGCAGCCGACGCAGCAGACAGCUCAGCAGCAGCCGACGCAGCAGACCGCUCAGCAGCAGCUGACGCAGCAGACUGCUCAGCAGCAGCCCGCUCAGCAGCCUGCUCAGCAUCAGCCGACGCAGCAGCCUGCUCAGCAGCAGCCGACGCAGCAGCCCUCUCAGCAGCAGCCACCGCUGCAAUCACAGCAGUAUCCUGUGCCCCCGCAGACAUCACAACAGCUGAAACAGCAAGCACCACAACAGCUGAAACAGCAGGCACCACAACAGCUGAAACAACAAGCAACACAACAGCAACAGUCAAAACAGCAAGCACCACAACAGUCAAAACAGCAGGCACCACAUCAAUUAACACAAUCACAAAAGCAGAAGUCGCCUGUUCCCCAGCAGUCUCCCCAACCAGCUCAACAGCAACCACUGCAGCCAGUACAGCAGCAGCAGCCUCAACCACCACAAACACAGCCAUUGCCGUUGCAACCAAUAGAAACAGCAGUUUCCCCAUCUCAGUCACAGCAGGAACUUCCUCAGCAACCUCCAAAUCAACAAAUACCGAAAAUUCAAGAAUCGUUACCAAAGGCAGAAGUUUCCAUUAAGAGUGUAACAGCAGCUCAACCCGAGAUAAAUGAGGUUCCAAAUUCAGUAAAGGUUGAACCACAGCCUCCUGUUAAACAGGCUAGUCCAAAGCCAGUUGUUGUGCUUACACCAUCACCAAAGGAGAAGGAAGUUACCCCAGAACCGCAGCCUGCACCGAGUAAGCGUGGAAAGGGAAUUCCCCGAGAGGAAACGACCCUGGCACGUGAGACUGCUGAUAAUUCAACUCCACCUCAGCAGCCACAGCUACCAUCUCCUCCCCAAAGGGCAGCAACACCACCUCCACCUUCACCACCUGCUGCUCCACAGCCAGUCAAUAAAUUUCCAGUUCAGGUUCAAGCUGCUAAGGAGAAGAAGGAAAAGGAGAAAACUCCAGAACCAGUGCAGCCUCCUAAGCCUCAACUUCCUCCACAAAAAUCUACUUCUUUUCCGCCAUCAAAAGAGACAACUCCUCAGCCAGCACCCUCACCUACACCUUCGGAAGAGUCCAAAAGUGGACGUUCCUCAAAAGAGAGAGAGAUUAACAAUGUGGAGUGUGAGAUAAAUAAUGUUCAUGAAGAUAAGGAGGAAGAGAAGAAAGAUGAUGGCCCACAACUUCAAUACACAUACAAGGAAGAUCAGUGGAGCCCCGUUAAUCCAGAAGGAAAGCGACAGUAUGAUAGAAGAUUUCUUUUGGAAUUGCAGAAUAAUCCCUUGUCGCUCAAAAAGCCUGAAUCGCUACCUAAUUUGGAAGUCGUGCGAGAUGGACCUGGACGGCACAAACCCUUUGAUACACGUGCCCCUGUUCCUCAUGUUGGUGGUGGGCCAGACUUCACUCCUGAUUAUGUUAAAUCUGCAAUGGGAAACAAGCAACCAAGAACAGUUGGGCGCAACAGUCAGCAACGGCGUGAACCAGGUGGUGGGGGUCCAGUGAAUAGAGAUAGAGGGGGUGGCGGGGGCAGCGGAGGCAAUGUCCGUGGUGGACAAGCAAAGAUAAUUAUUAUUCCUCACUCAACUGGGCGAGAACCAAAGCUUAAGACGACGGAAAAUGCCUGGAAACCAUCAGUCAAGGACAGCAAAUCAGAAGAUGCAAAAUUGCAGACAGAUGAAGUGGUGAAAGUAAUGCGAGGUAUCCUCAACAAACUUACACCAGAAAAGUUUUCAAGGCUGGUCGACACAGUCAAGACAUUACCAAUCAACACCACGGAGAGACUCUCAAAUGUUAUUGACCUAAUAUUUGAAAAGGCUGUGGAUGAACAGGGGUUUUCUUCCACUUACGCUCAGAUGUGUCAGGUUCUCUCACUGAUGUCUGUUCGCGGAAGUGGUAAUGAUACUGGAAACUCUGGCAAGUCGGAAGUCAAGUUCAGAAACUUGAUCAUUAAUAAGUGCCAGAAGGAAUUUGAAAAAGAUAAUACUGAUGAGCUGAGAAUCCAAAGAUAUAAAGAGAUCGAUGCCUGUAAUGAUAAUGAUAAGAAAUUAGAGCUUAUUGCCAAAUACGAAUAUGAUGAAUCAAAGAUGAGAAAACGAUCGGUAGGAAACAUAAGAUUUAUUGGAGAGUUGUACAAGUUGCGUAUGUUGACUUCUCCAAUUAUGAUGAGAAUUAUUGGAACACUUUUGGAAAAGGGGGAUGAGGAGUCCUUAGAGUGCCUAUGUAAAUUACUUUCAACUAUUGGCAAGCUCCUUGAAGCUCAGUGUGCCCAGCAACCAAAAGCUAUGUCUGAAUUGGACAAACACUUCAAGCACAUGGAUAGGAUUGUCCAUGAACGUCAAACAAACAGCCGUGUGAGAUUUCUCAUGAUGGAUGUAAUUGAUCUGCGUCAAAAGAGUUGGGUUCCAAGACGAGAAGAUAGUAAACCGAAGACAAAAGCUGAAGUCCAAGAAGAAUUUAAGAGAGAAGAAAUGGAACAGCAGAUUGCAUUGGCAUCAAACACGGGUAGAAGAAAUGAUCGUGAUAGAGAGCCUGAUCGCAGACGUGGUCGGGAUAAUCGUGGUCCACAAAUCAAUGAUGAUGGAUGGAAUACAGUUGCUUCAACCAAGGGAAGAACGUCAUUUGACUCUUCCCGUUUGAAAAACACAUUUAGUAGGCCUGGUACUGCAGAAUCUAAGGAGGUGACAUUGAGAGGAACUGGAUUUGCAAGUUGGGCACGUGGCAGCUCGGGUGGUGGCUUGAAGGAUCAUGAUGAAGGAAAGCAGCUAGAGAAUCGCUUCAAUGUGUUAACAGAUGUUACAGGAAGCCAUGCUUUAUCUGGAGAUAACAGAAGAGGUGCUCCUUCAAUGGGUGCUAACCGUCUUGCCCCUGGUGGUGGUGGUCCUCCACGGCCAAGUGGGUUUGGCAGUAAGAGUAUGCCACCUCCCUCAAAUGACAAAGAAAGUGCAAUUUCUGCUGUUAAGAAGUUUGUUGGCCCAGUAGAUCGCAGUAAAUCAACAAGUCGUCCAGAGUCCAGAGAUAGUUCUGUAUCUCGUGAAACUAGUGAUGGGUUGAGAGGGUAUGCGUCACUCGACGAACAAACAGCAGAGAAGUUCGCCACUGCAAUCAUUGAAGAAUACACCCAUAAUUCAGAUCCUGAGGAGGCAAUGCUGUGUGUUAAAGAGAAAUUUGCAGCAAGCACUAUUAAAUACUUUGUGCAGGUCACUCUCGAAUGGGUAAUAGAUCGUGAUUUAAAAAAGAGAAGAAUGGUUGGUCAAUUGUAUCAUGACCUUAUUUUAGAAAAUCUUUUAUCGGUGGAACAAUUACUUGAUGGAUGUCAAAGUACACUUGCAAUGACAAAGGAAUAUGAAAUUGACAUCCCUCAAGUGUGUGAAUACCUGGGAGAAGUGUUUGCUCCCUGCCUGAAUGAUAAUGCUGUCUCUCUAAAAAGACUACUAGAACUUUCAAGUUAUGCUACAAACAAGAAAGCAAAUGUAUUUGCUUGUAUUUUGGCGAAAGCUGCAAAGAAUAUGAGUCCUAACAAAGUAGCUGAUGCGUGGAAUUCAUCUGGUCUUAGUUGGUCUUCUAUAAUUCCUCCUACUGACACUGUUGAUGCUUUCCUUGCAAAACAUCGUGUGGAAUUCACAGUGGACCGUAGCAAGUCUGGAAAUCAGAGUGGAUGGACGCCUCAAAAGGUGGAGACAGAGUUCCUUAAGCUGUUCAAGAGAGCAUCUAAUGACGAAAUCUUUGGAUGGAUUGAGGCAAAUAUCGGAAAUGAUGCCAAGAGCAGCAAAUUUAUUCGUGCCUUGGUAACCGCCUUAGUGGAAAGUCAAGCUACGACUUCCAAUGAUGGUUCCUCAAUAUGUGUAACUGAAGACUUUGAGGCAAAAAUGAAAAACCAUCUGGCUGUGGUGCUCAAAUAUGUUGACAGCAGUGAAGAAUUGGAGAUGCAGUGCAUUUAUGCCCUCCAAGCACUUAGUGUUAAACAUCAACAUCCUAAAGGUCUUCUAGAAAAGUGCUUCAAUGCAUUCUAUGAUUCAGAAGUUGUGUCUGAGGAGGCUUUCGAUGAGUGGUCCAAGUCUCAGGAUCCUGAGGAACAGGAGGGAAAGGGCGUGUGUGUUAACUCGGUUAAAAACUUUUUGAGGUGGUUAAAGGAGGCAGAUGUAGAAGAAACAGAUACUCAUGCCUAAGGAUUUGCCUCUCCUACCUCCCUAAUUCUUCCUUUAAGUGUUGAAACAGAUAUGUGACGUUUUUGUUACUGAUGAACUAAAUAUAUUAUUGAAAAUUUGAGAAAUAGAUAAAGGAGCCAAAAUUAUUGUUUUUACUACAGUGACUGUGUCUUGAGCCUGACACAAAGGGCAGAUAUUGCAGAGACUUCCAACAUUUGUGUUGGAAUGCACUAAGCUAAAUCCGGCAGUCUUCCUGUUGUCUUAAUCUCAAAAUGGAGAGUUACACCACAAGUUUGACACCGGAAGCUUAUGUAUAAAUGGACUAGAAUACUGCCUCAACUGUGGUUUUUUUAUAUAAUGUGUAAAAAGUGCACGUGAACAGGUUAAACAUGUUAAAAGUGCAGAUGGUUUUGUAAUUCCUGCUAGGGUGAGCAUCAGUUGCAUAUUGUUAUUGUGUUAUAGCAUAGUUGAAAUGAAAACUGCAUUCCCUUCACUUCCAAGAUAUUGAAUGACUGUAUAAAGGAUACAUGCAUUUAGAUACUUGAAAGCUCAGUUACUUGUUUACAGCUUGGCUCCUGAUAAGUUUUGUAAAUUAUGGCUCAAAUUCUGUGAUUUAUUUUGUAUAUUUAUAUAAAUAUUUAAAAGUCGUGUACAGACCCGAGCAUGUGCCUAAGGCUGGAGGAUAUGCUUGCUGGCUGCUGUCAACUCCCAAGACUCCUGCUACCCAGGGAUGUUGGCAUAUCGUUGAGUUUAAUAUGCAAAAUGUGACAUUUGCAACUCACGGCGAGUCGCUGUGUGUCCCAUCAAGCGCUUGCUACUUUGCUAGUUGUUAUUCUGAGCGAGUUGUACUUUAGCCUGUGCCCCUGACCCUUGGACAUAAGUAAUCAGUUAGUGAAUACUGACAAGACUUACCCAACCAUAUAGUUGAUGCACUUGCUCCAUGCUGUCCCAUAUUUUGCUGCUACUGGGCUUUGUAAGAGAGAAAUCCAAAAUGGAUAAUUUUUCUUGUGAUAAGGGUAAUGGAUUAUUCUUAUGACUGACAUGAAUGCUAAAUAGUGUGCUGGGCACAGGACAAAGUUCAACUUCUCAUAUCGUUAACGCGUUAAUAUAAGCAAAUGGAAAACUGGGGUUAUAUUUAAGACGAAGUGCUAUAAAUUAAUAUUGUAAACCAUAUCGCCUCUGAAAAUAAAUUUAAUAUUUACAA
Procambarus clarkii (red swamp crayfish) is the source of this 8055-nucleotide messenger RNA. The record is from RefSeq and is a predicted model, not a curated record. Lineage: Eukaryota; Metazoa; Arthropoda; Malacostraca; Decapoda; Cambaridae.